CAAGGAAUCGUGUCCAACGAAUGGCAUUAAAUCACACGUCAUGUUUCGAUUACAUUUUGUAUCAAUGCAAAAUUUUAGUGUUUUAAAUUAAUGCCUUGAAAUCUUUUUUAGGACAGUGCAAAUUCAAAGUCACCAAAAAACACCCGGGCAUGUUCUUCGAAAAAGAUGCAGGACCCCAAAACGGUAUACCUUUCUUUCCGGCCUAUGACUAUGAGAACGUGAAUGGUGUGUCGGUUUGGUGGUUUGAAAGGGAGUUCUCACAAGGACAAUACGGAAAACAUGCCCAUAGGGGAACAAAUUCAUGCACAUUAAUAACAGUUCUAACGGCACAAAAAAUUGCUCAGGGUCGCAUAAAGACGGUUACAAAUUCAAGUCGCCUUCCGUAUGAAGUCGUUGAAACAUUCGCGAAAGCAAUUCUGGAUGGGAACGCUAAUUACGCACGACUUUAUAACGAAGGGAAGUUAACUAAUGUUAACCUCAACAUCCCUGAAGCCAUGGAAGCUUUGAAGAAAUUAUUAAAGAAUCUAGAAGAAUGGUUCUACGUUCAUACACAUUUGCCCGUCGUCAGUGGCUAUAAAAAACAUGCUAGUGAAAAGCUAUUCAGCGUUUUAAGAGAUGGAUUGGACAUGUGGCAUAUGGUUUACGAAGACCGCGAAUAUCUUUUUGUCAUUAUGAUUGCUGAUAAUCGAUCUAUUGUUCUGUGUUUCCAAAAGAGUACCAAGACCUUAACACUUUUCGAUUCACACCAACAUAGCGCCGAGAACGGCGCACUAAUUGCACAAACUUGCUGGAAAAAUCUUAUCAAGAUGUGCGAAUGGAUAAUCCACAUGUUUGUCGAAAUAUACCAAACACGGCCAAAUGUAUUCGAAUUGUCUUUUAUUCCCACAAAAAAAUGCGACAGUUCAGAAAAAUCGUAAACGGCAAAUAUACAAAAUUUUGGUUUUUAACGCUGUGGACUAUUUUAAUUUUGCAUUGAAAUUAAAUUGCGUCUGCACGACUGAUU
Molecule: messenger RNA, 1003 nt
Organism: Hermetia illucens (black soldier fly)
Lineage: Eukaryota; Metazoa; Arthropoda; Insecta; Diptera; Stratiomyidae
Exons: 4
Coding region: 150-917 (255 amino acids)
Source: RefSeq, a predicted model, not a curated record